Molecule: messenger RNA, 5639 nt
Organism: Portunus trituberculatus (swimming crab)
Lineage: Eukaryota; Metazoa; Arthropoda; Malacostraca; Decapoda; Portunidae
Gene: AdamTS-A
Product: A disintegrin and metalloproteinase with thrombospondin motifs 9-like
Exons: 26
Coding region: 188-4498 (1436 amino acids)
Biological process (GO): proteolysis; extracellular matrix organization
Cellular component (GO): extracellular matrix
Molecular function (GO): metalloendopeptidase activity; zinc ion binding
Source: RefSeq, a predicted model, not a curated record
AAGAAGAAAAGGAAGAAGAAGAAGAAGAAGAGUUCAAAUUUGGAGCGAAUCUGGGUCUGGUUACUUGGAUUACAACAGAUCGCCUCUCUCCUCAUUACAACUUGACGAGAGUUCAGGUGAGCGAGUGAAAAGGUUCUUGGUGUCCCGGGAAUACAACAUUGAGGUCGUGGUGGUGGUGGACCAGAAGAUGACAGAAUACCACGGAUCACAGCUGGACCAGUACAUUCUCACCCUUAUGUCCGUGGUGGCUCUGAUCUUCCGUGACGUGAGCGUGGGGCACCGUUUAGACAUCUCAGUGGUGGAGAUCCUGAAGGAGAAGACUCAAUUUUACUCCAAAAAGAAAUAUGUGACAGACAACAACAGUGAGGUACCGGGGCGCUCGGCCGAGGAAAUGCUCAAGACCUUCUGUAAAUGGCAGCAACACUCCCUCAAGCGACACUCCACCCACCCCAGGCGAUACGACACGGCUCUACUCUUGACCAGAGAGAAUAUCUGCCGGAAUCCUUGGACGAAAAGCUGUGACACACUGGGACUUGCUGAGCUUGGAACAAUGUGCUCCCGCCACUCCUCUUGUGCCAUUGUGCAGGAUAAUGGUCUGUCCGCAGCCUUCACUAUUGCACACGAGCUGGGACAUUUGCUGAACAUGCCCCACGACAACGAUGACAAGUGCGCCCUGCUGAGUGUGGGCAGCCUGAAGGGGGCGGCGAAGGAGGAGGCAAGACAGCAACCUACCAUGAAUGUAAUGAGCCGCAUGUUAGAUCACAACACACUGCCUUGGGAGUGGAGCGACUGUUCCAGGAGAUAUUUAACCGAGUAUUUGCACGGCGGCCACGGGGUCUGCCUUCAGGACGACCCUAGCACCAAUAGACUGAUAGAUAGAGAAUUUGAAUACACUCUAGCUGGAGAACUUUUCAACGCCACCCGCCAGUGUCAAUACGUCUUCGGCCACUCCUCCAAGAUAUGCCCCUACAUGCCGCCGUGCAAGAGGCUCUGGUGCACGACGAGCGAGGAUGAAAAGGAGGGGUGUCGUACGCAGCAUAUGCCCUGGGCCGAUGGGACUGAGUGUGGUUACGAGAAAUGGUGUUUGAAAGGACGCUGUGUCAACAGAGAUAGGGCCAUUACCAGGAAGAUUCACGGACAUUGGGGCUCCUGGCUGCCCUGGAGUGACUGUUCCCGUACCUGUGGCGUUGGUGUUCGAAGCUCCACGCGCCGCUGUGACUCCCCGGCGCCCAAAUAUGGCGGGAACUACUGCACUGGAGAGCGAGUUAAAUACGAGUCGUGCAUAGGUCAGCCUUGCCCAGUGGGUGCCAUUGACUUCAGGACCCAGCAGUGCCACGCCUUCAAUAACAAGAAUUUUGGCUUAACUGACAUACCUGAAGACGUGGUGUGGGUGCCAAAAUACACUGGCAUCUCCCGCGAGGACAGUUGCCAGCUGUUCUGCCAAGUCUCCAAUCGCCCUCCGACAGCUUACUACAAACUAAGAGACAAGGUCAAGGAUGGCACUCUCUGUGGUCCUGGUACCUUUGACAUCUGCGUGACUGGAGAGUGCCGGAGAGCGGGUUGUGACUUCAUUCUCAACUCUAACGCCACUGCUGACGUGUGUGGAGUGUGCAGGGGUGACAAUUCGACAUGCGAGGUGACGUCUGGGGUGUUUGAUGAGUCUUUUCCUUACGGCUACUCCAAUGUGGUGGAGCUGCCAGAGGGCGCCGCGAUGGUGGAGGUAACACAGCGCGCUUACCACGGCCUGGCCACUGAUGAUAACUAUCUGGCUAUCGUGGACCCGGAGACAGGAGAGUACCUUCUUAACGGGGGUUCUGUGGUGACGCCCUUCAGUAAGUUGGUAGCGAUUGGCAGCACACUCCUUCAGUAUAGCGGAUCUAGCGCCACCACAGAGAGACUUAAUGCCACAGACCCCUUGGAGAAGAAGCUUUUAGUGCAGAUCCUGUCCGUGGGCGAUCUGAACCCUCCUUACAUCAACUUUAGCUACAUCAAGUCAACUCUGCACCAUGAUCCAAAUUACUACUGGAAACUUGACGAUUGGACAGAGUGUUCAGAUUCGUGUGAUGGUGAGAGGGAGCGUGUCGCCUUCUGCGUGAGGACAGGUGACGGAGUGAGAGUGAGAGAGAGCUAUGUUCCUCCCACCACAGACUCCCUACACAGCGCGAGUCCUGUACCACCACCUGCCCGGUCCACUGGGAGUACACAGAUUGGUCAAAGGUCAGACACUGUGGGGGUGGAGUGCGAAGUGCGUGGAGAUGGAGAGUGCGUGAGGCGGCGUGAGAUGGUAGGAUGCAUUACGUCCCGGCGGGUGAGUGUGGCGCCUCACCUGUGCCCUCCGGAGGAUAAAUAUGAGGAGGACGUUUGUGGACCUCACGAGUGUCCUGCCUGGGUGUAUCCUGACGACUGGGCCCCCUGUAAGUGCGCGGCAGGAGAGGGCGUGGGCGUGCAACAUCGGCUCUACUCGUGCACCUUAAGACAAAGAGCCGUGCCGUUGUGGGCGUGCGCGGGCCUCAAGGAACCCACUCACGUGCAGAACUGUUCGUGCUGGGUGGAGGGAGAGUGGGGAGAGGGCGGUAAGCAGCACCCCAGAGGCAGGGGGCGCCACUGGAAGCACCCCACCACCGCCCCUCCUACCCGCUCCCCCUGGACAUGGCACGCCCCCGAUCCACACGCACCUAGGGGGGGUGAGGAGACCAAUGAGAUACCCACGGGGGAGGAAGGGGGUUGGGGGGCGCAGUUCCCUCCCCCCAACACUCCUUAUCACCCCCCUCCCCCCCACCAUAGCAGUGAGGAGGAGAGUAAUAAUGAGGUGGGGGACUACCGCCCCCCUCUCACCCCCUCCACGACACAACAGCCCCCGCCCCACCACCACCAUCACCACCACCACCACCACCACCGCCACCAGACCCCCGGUGCCUGGCAAACUGGGGGCUGGAGUGAUUGUUCACAGGAGUGCGGGGGCGGAGAGAAGAGGCGGCAGGUGGUGUGCGCGUCGCGGGGGCCGGAUGGGAGCGGCGCCCCCACUGUGUGUCCCGCCGAGGAACGCCCAGCUGACACGGCCCCCUGCAACACGCACGGAUGCCCCGAGUGGUCUACAGGAGACUGGGGCAGGUGCCGACUGCGCCACGCCUCGAGAGGGUGUGGGCGUGGCGAGGAGGAGCGCUUAGUGGUUUGUAGGGACCCCUAUGGCCCAACACUGGGGGAGGGGAGGUGCCACGCCCCUGACCGCCCCACGAGCAGCCGCCCAUGCAAGAUACCGUGUAGACGUGGGCGUGGGCGGGGUAGGAGACCGGGACGCCCACACAAGUCACACAGAUACAAAUGGAAGGCGGGAAAGUGGUCAAGGUGCUCUGAGUCGUGUGGACGCGGCAUAAAGUUACGGAACGUUUCGUGCGUGGAUACGUACAUGAACGGACAACGCGUACACUACGAGUAUUGUGUACGGCAAGGACUCGCUCACAGGAAGUUUACACGCCGUUGUAACGUACAGGCGUGUCCGUGGCAAUGGCUAGCCGCGCCCUGGUCAAAGUGUUCGGAGCAGUGUGGGCCAGGCUGGGAGACACGCGCAGUUACAUGUCACGCAGUUAAUUACCUCAGCUGGAUUGACCCUCUUCCUUCUGAUCCUUCGUCGUGUCCUGCCAAGACCAAGCCGCGCGCACAGAGACGAUGCAAGCUGGGGGAGUGUGGGGCGCCUUACCUAUGGAGGACCAAAGCGUGGAAGCCUUGCCAGGCGGUGUGUGGGCGGCGCGGCAGACAAAGGCGUAGCGUGGUGUGUGUGACGCGGGCGGGGGAGAGGGCCGCCCGCCACCUCUGCCCCCGCGAGAGCCGCCCACGGAGGAAGCAGCGAUGUGCGGGCGCCCCCUGUGGGUUUACCUCGUGCGCGCAGGUGCGGGCGUCCCUGGGCAGUGGCGGAGGCGCGGACGGCGAAUACACGCUACUGGUUGGCGGUAGAAACAUGAGCAUCUAUUGUCACGACAUGAAUAGUACUCAGAAGGCGCCCUUGGAGUACCUCACGUUGCCCACAGGAGAGGAGGGCAACUUUGCAGAGAUCUAUGAUAAAAUCCUGAUCCAGCCGUCUACCUGCCCACACGGAGGAGAGAGACGGAGAGACUGCGCGUGUGUGGAAGACCGUUCUCAUAAAGGGUACACUGUUUUCACCAAGAUACGGCUUAAUGUCACCACGCUAACUGUUGAUGCCUAUGACUUCACGUACGCCAGGGCAGUUGGAGGGCGCCUGGUGAGCUACGGCGAGGCUGGUGACUGCUUCAGCAUGGCCUCUUGUCCCCAGGGUGAAUUCUCCAUCAAUUUGUCAGGCACCCUUCUCGCGGUCUCGCCACACACACGCUGGGAGGCGGAGGGCAGUCACGCUUCCCACAGGAUCAAAAGACUGGAUGACAAUCAACGUGUACUGGGGCGGUGUGGAGGUUACUGUGGCACUUGUUCCCCUCAUCCCUCCUCUGGUCUCCGCCUUUCUGUGGCCAACCUGGAGCCCCUAUGAGUGCCCCGACCCCCCAGCCACCCCCACCAGGGACCAGCUCUCACUCCGGCGCUGUCUGGCACUCUCUGGCACUCUUGGAGACGAUAAUAUGGCACCUUUUUCACAAACUUCUCUCCUUCGUCGCGCCGUGUCCCGACUCUGUGGUGUUUUGUUUACAUUUGGUUUUGGGUGUUUUUUGGCACCUUUGGCGGGGUUUAGGAGGGUGCCAGAGUGUGGGGAGGUAGAAAAAGGGUGCCUCUAUCAUUUGGCACUGUCGCUACACCCUUACGUCUCCUAGUUUCACCCUGGUAAUGAUCUGAAAUAUGGUAAUGCUUUUAUUAGGGUGAAAAUUUGCUUGUUAUGUGUUUAGAGUGUUUUUGGCACCUUCGGCCGGGUUUAGGAGGGUGCCAGGGUGUGGGGAGAUAGAAAAAGGGUGCCUCUAUCAUUUGGCACUGUCGCUACACCCUUACGUCUCCUAGUUACACCCUGGUAAUGAUAUAAAGUAAGGUAAUGUUUUUGUUAGGGUGAAAAAAUACUUUAUGACAUGUUUAGGGUGAUAUGGCACUGUUUGGAAGGAUGCCAGGGUGUGUGGGGAUAGAAACAGAGUGCCUUUAACUUCUGGCACUAUUCCUGCACCCUUACAACACUUUCUUCACCCUAAAAAGUGCUUAAAACUACGGUAAUGUUUGGGUGAAUAAAAAUGUUAGGGUGUGUUUGGGAUAGGUUUGUGUGACUUUGAGGGUGUUUAGGGGUGAGAUUAGGGUGUCAGGGGCCAGGGGAAGGGUGCCACAGGGGACCCAGGGGACACAGGCACUAGGGUGAGGCCAGCAGUGCCACAGAAGCACAAAAUACUCACUUUGCACUGCCACUGUUUAGAUCUGAGGAGAAAAAAUGUUCUCAGAUUUAGAGGCUAAUUUUUUAUCCUCCUCCUCCUCCUCCUCCUCCUCCUCCUCCUCCUCCUCCUCGUCCUCCUCCUCCUCGUCCUCCUCCUCCUCCUCCUCCUCCUCCUCCUCCUCCUCCUGCCCACCGAGAGAUAGCAAGUUGUGAUCUCAAAAGAAAAUUGAGUUUGUUAAGAUUGAAAAAAAAGAAGAAGAGGAGGAGGACGAGAGAGAGAGAGAGAGAGAGAGAGAGAGAGAGAGAGAGAGAGAGAGAGAAACUUAGA